Marchantia polymorpha subsp. ruderalis is the source of this 774-nucleotide messenger RNA. NCBI's taxonomy places the organism in Eukaryota, Viridiplantae, Streptophyta, Marchantiopsida, Marchantiales, Marchantiaceae. The record is from the annotation of a GenBank genome assembly.
AUGAGCCGGAGAUGGAGCAUCUGCAGAAGGUCGUCUCUCUCUCGUACUCGCCCGCCUCCUCUGCCUCUCUCUGCAGUACGAGGCAGUGUUGCUGCUGCUGCUCUGCUGCUCCGAGUGGCAAAAGCGACGGCAGCAGGAGAGGCCAACCGGUCCGAAUCCGUCGGGGGCCUCGAGGGAUCACAGCUCGCGCUGGUUCCAUGGAGCGGCAUCCCUGAGCCAAAUUAUGCUCCCAAGCCCCCCCAUGGCACGCGCCACGCUCUCCUCCUCCCGCUCCCCCACCCCCACCCCCCUCCCCCUCUCCCUCUCCCUCUCGCGCUCUGGGCCUGGGCCUGGGCUUGGGCUUGGGCCUCUCUGCCUCUCGCCCCGCCUUCCGCCUUCCCCCUUCCUCUUCCCCUCCCCCUCACAACCCCCUUCCCCUGCCCCUGUUUUCCUUUCGCUGCCCCUGCCCUUGCCCCUACCCCAGUCCCAGUCCCUGCCCCAGCCCCAGUCCCGCCCGGGCCUCGGCUCGGAGCCAAAAGCGCAGGUGGCCAACAGUCGGGGCCCGGGGGCUGGUCGCUCGUCGCGUCGCCGGAGGCCCAACAAAUGUGGAACUGCACUCGCCUCGACCACGUACGCCGUGGCGCCCCUCGACGACGGGGGCCGCGGCAACUCCUCUCGCCUUUCGUGGCCUGGAACUCGUCCUCCGACGCCGGCUGGCCGAUGCCGUCGAUCCCUCGGUCCGACGACGGGCCCGGAUGCCGGUACCGGUGGCGCCCACGGUCAAAUACCAUUUGA